AUGUCGCAACCAGCUCCCACCCCGAGCUACAUCCCCGCAGAACAGCUGCAACAAGACGUCAGCGACAAGGACCACAACAGCAACUCGUCGCACCACUUCCAACGCGCGCACCGCAAGAAUGGUGAACUCGAGCUCGGUGUCACCGAGAUCCUUCAAGGCCGUAGCGAUGUACCCAGCGCCCAGGUAGCCCAGUCCGCCGGCCUGUCCAACUGGUCCGGUCGUGUGCGAUGGGAGCAGGCCGUGCCCCGACUCAUCCCUGCGCUGGUUGCCGAGUUCUUUGGAACCAUGUUCUAUUGCUUGGCCGGAGAGAUGGCCACUGCCGGCUACCUUGUGACGACCUACGGUGGUGCGCCGCAGGGCAAUUUGACCAUGAUCGGUUUUGCUUAUGCCUUUGGUAUCAUGUUUGCGAUCGUCGUUUGCGCUACCACGUCCGGUGGACAGUUCCACCCCGGUGUCACCAUCGCCCAGGUCGUGUUCAAAGGUUUCCCCGUCAAGCUGGCUCCGCUGUACAUCAUGGCGCAGCUCGUUGGUUCCACGGUGGCCUCGCUCAUCGUCAUUGGUUCGUGGCACGACGAGCUGAUGAAGAUUACGCACUUGCUCAAGGCGACGGGAAAGACGGCUGUGAUCUUCACUGCAGAGGGCCCUGCUGGUGCGAUUGCGCUAUUCCCCACACCGGGACGUUCGAUGGGAUCGAUCUUUAUCAACGAGUUUUUCGCGGAUGUGCUGGUCGGCAUGAUCAUCUGGGCCAACCUGGACGCCGCCAACCCGUUCACCGGUCCGCAGGUGGCGCCUUACACCAUCGGCCUCGGCUUCGCCAUGGUGGUGUGGUGCUUCUCUUCGUCCAACAUCGCUGCCAAUACGGCGCGUGACCUCGGCGCCCGCUUCGCCUGCGGCAUGUUCUGGGGCUCCGAAUGCUUCCCUGCCAAGUACUCGGCCCUGUCUGCCUUGACUAACAUCCCCGCCACCUUGAUCGGCGUCGGCAUCUACACGUUCUUCCUCUCGGACACGCGUCGCCCCCCAGCCACGGUGGCGCUCAACCACUUGCACGAGGACCACGUACGAUCCAUCGAGCGAGCCGAGACGCUGCAUGCAGAGAUGCUUGAUCAAAAGAUCGCCCAAACCAUCAGCCGCGGCGGCGACGCUUCGGCUCUUCAGAAGAAGCGCACCAACCUCAGCGUCAAGAACUUCUAA
Messenger RNA from Sporisorium graminicola, 1191 nucleotides. RefSeq lists its product as uncharacterized. Gene Ontology annotation, biological process: water transport; glycerol transmembrane transport. Bases 1 to 1191 code for a protein of 396 amino acids. The record is from RefSeq and is a predicted model, not a curated record. Gene Ontology annotation, molecular function: glycerol channel activity; water channel activity. Lineage: Eukaryota; Fungi; Basidiomycota; Ustilaginomycetes; Ustilaginales; Ustilaginaceae. Gene Ontology annotation, cellular component: plasma membrane. The transcript has a single exon.